This is a messenger RNA of Colletotrichum gloeosporioides, 972 nucleotides long. RefSeq lists its product as uncharacterized. The record is from RefSeq and is a predicted model, not a curated record. The transcript has a single exon. Bases 1 to 972 code for a protein of 323 amino acids. Gene Ontology annotation, molecular function: protein binding. NCBI's taxonomy places the organism in Eukaryota, Fungi, Ascomycota, Sordariomycetes, Glomerellales, Glomerellaceae.
AUGGCGCACACCGAAACCAACACAGGCCUGCGCCAGGCUCGCUACCAAAUAACAAACAGAACAAGCAACGAUAACUCAGCCAUUCUACAACUACCCGUGGAGCUCGUGCUGCAGAUAAUCGAACACCUCGGGAUAAUCGAUAAGGCGGUUCUGUCAAGAACUUGCGCUUCGUUCCGGAACUUUCUCGAUACGGACUGGGCACCUAUAUCCCGCGAAUGGUGGGAAUACGAGAAGGUCUGGUUAAGAAUCGUCCACGAUAUGCCAAACCACUGGUUCUGCUACUCUUGCCACAAGAUAGAACCCAUCAACCGAAGAUAUGUGCCACAUAAACAAUGGACACCAUCUUGUCAAAGAAACAAUCGUAGGGCUAGCCUCAGGGCACUCGAUCCGUAUCAGAUGCGCUCGGAGCAUGCGCACAUGGCCUUGAAGCUUUCUCGCCUCGGAAACAUCAACGAUGGAUACCUCAAGAAGAUUAUGGCAUCGUUCAGCAUAUAUCGCCGCGCCCUGAAGGGCAAUUGUCUCCGGCACUACCGCGCCGUGCCAAAGAUCGUCGAUGGAAAUUUUCUUCUGCAGAAGCAAUGGACAUUCCAGAGCAUCUUCGAUAGCCGCGGUUGCAAGUAUUCCUGGAACGAGGAAAUGUUUGCCAUCAACAAGCAACUGGAGGGAAUUCCGCUCGUCUGCCCACACUUGGGCAUUGCGCACAGUUUGAAUGAGAAACAUUAUCUCGACUGGGAAAGACCAAACAAAUUAUGGGAGCCCGAAUUUGAGGCCGACUUCCGGUCUGCUAUCGAAUAUGUCGGGCACGGCUUCAGCAACAGUUGCUAUAAGUGCGCAGUGGAGUACACAAUAUGGUGUCCUGAUCAGUAUACGGUAGUUAUUCGCUCUUGGUACGUUGAGGAUAACCUGUGGUUAGAAGACCGGAAUCAUUGCAGAUAUGGGAAGCCCUCCAUCAGGAGUAUAUACAGCAAAUAA